AAAAAUAAAAUUAAGAAAGAGAAGUAAAAACCCACCGAACAGGUCCAACAACCGAAACAGCAGAUCAUCGUUCUCUAUCUGCUUUCCCCAAAACCCUCACUAAAUUUCACACAGAAAAAACACGCAAUCGAAGAUUUCCGAUCAAUAGUUUCGAUCAGAUUCCACCAUGGCCUCCAAUGGAGCUCCACUCGGAGAUGCGGAUACGAAGAUGAGCUUGGAUAAGAUCAAAAGACAGCUGGCGUCGAGCUCCGGCAGAAAUCUUCUUCAAGGACCACUCCUCAAGCGAUCUGAAACGCUGAGGAAGUGGAACGAGAGGUGGGUGAUUUUAGACCCGACCACUGGGAAGAUGGAAUACAAGGUCAAGAGAAAUGAGCCAACAGUGAAAGGAACCAUGGCAUUUGAUGCAAACAGCACUAUAACUCUUUCUCCUGUGAACUUCCAGGGACUACCAAAGUAUGAUGGCUGUUGCUUUUAUAUUGGGACACCACAGAAAAAGGAUUAUUUCCUCUGUGCGGAAACUCCUGCUGCUACUCGAGCUUGGGUAUCUACUCUGCAUGCGACGCAACUGGUUCUGAAGGCUCAUAAAGAUGCAGUAAAUACCUUAAGUGGAAACGGAUCUACAAAGUUAGGAACUGUUGCCGCUGUUGUUGCUGCUGCUAAUUCAACAGCCUUGGAAGCUUCUAAAGAAAUUGAAGCUGCACUGCAUAUUUCCAUGAAGAAUGCCUUGGGAGCUAUGCUGAAUAAGACUCCUGAUUUUCCUAUGGACGAUUUAUCAAUCAUGAAGGAAACCCUGAGAGUGAAGGACGAAGAGCUGCAAAAUUUAGCAAGGGAUCUUCGUGCUAGAGAUUCCACUAUAAAGGAACUUGCAGAAAAACUAUCUGAAACUGCUGUAGCCGCUGAAGCAGCAGCAUCGGCUGCUCAUACCAUGGAUGAGCAACGACGAAUUGCAUUUGCAGAGGUCGAACGCCUAAUUAGAGAUUCAGAAAAACAACUGGAGUCAUCUAAACUGAAGAUGAGAGAAUUGGAAGAAAAAGUUCAGAAUCUGAGCAGAGAGAAAGAACAGCUUACGAAACAAAGGGACUCGGCCGUUCAGGAAGCACAUAUGUGGCGUUCGGAGCUUGCUAAAGCUAGAGAACGUGGUGUGAUAUUGGAAGGAGCAGUUGUUCGAGCAGAAGAGAAGGUUAGGGUUGCAGAGGCUGGUGCUGAAGCUAGAAUAAAGGAAGCAAUGGAGAAAGAGUCAGCUUCUGCCACUGACAAACAAGAACUACUUGCAUAUGUAAAUGUACUACAGGAUCAGCUCAAAAGGCAGCAAAUCGAAAAGAAUGAAUCUUGUUCUAGUAUUGGUGGUGAUUCACCACUAACAAAGUACGUGGAUCCAUCACAAGAGAAUGUGGAUAAAGCAUGCCUAAGUGUCUCAAAGGCAACGACACCUGGACAUUCCGAAAGUGUAGUUCAUCCACCAGUCGAACAAUCGGAUCUCCAUUCUAUUAGGGAGAGCGAAUGGAGUGAUAUUCAAACCACCGAAGCUAGGAUAGCUGAUGUUAGAGAGGUGGGAUCAGAUGUGGAAGGGAACACCGCACACGAUAUUACUGUGGUAAAUUUCCCUCUCAAUAGUCACCAAGAUCACGGCUCUUCUCAUAAUCAGCCUUGAGAGAAUUUUUUUUUUUUUUUGUCGAGCCUAAUUUCGUAGAAGCCUAUUUUUCUUCAAAAGUAUGUUGCACUCACUUGUGAUUGUUUGGUUCUGUUGAUAAAUGAUUUGUGUUGCUGCAUGUUUUUCUUAUCAACUUGACGUAGAAAAUCGGGAUUUAGGGGAUUUUUCGAUGAACUCUUCUUCGACAUGUUUCAUUGUAUAUUUAAUAGUUAUGUUGAGUCUAAUAUGUAGGCCAUGUAUCUAUACGGAUUUAAAUUGUUAUGUAUUAUAAGGGAAGAAUAUUAUUACAAGAGAGCAUGUUUAG
Messenger RNA from Erythranthe guttata (spotted monkey flower), 1955 nucleotides. It is a transcript of the gene SWAP70, whose product is annotated as Pleckstrin homology (PH) domain-containing protein. The record is from RefSeq and is a predicted model, not a curated record. Gene Ontology annotation, cellular component: recycling endosome; trans-Golgi network; early endosome. NCBI's taxonomy places the organism in Eukaryota, Viridiplantae, Streptophyta, Magnoliopsida, Lamiales, Phrymaceae. Gene Ontology annotation, biological process: receptor recycling; retrograde transport, endosome to Golgi; endosome organization.